UUGGAGGGCACCUCUCGAAAAGCUAAUCACAAAAACCUCUAUUUUCUUCUUAGCAUGUUUUACUAGUAGUUAACAUAUAUACACUAAAUUCCAUAUAUUAUAUAUACUAAAUUCCAGUGCCAUAUCUAUUGUUUCGGUUGCCACAUUGUCUUAAAUCAAAUACUUCCAAAGCUAUUUACUUGCCUGCAGAUUUCUCAUCAGUUAUUGGGUUUUGGUUUUUGGAUUCAAUUGGGUAUCUUUUUGGGGGGGCUGAUGGGUCCUGCGAGAGGGUUAAAGAAAAGAAGGAAGGUAGAGAAGAAGCCUGAAGAAAAUGCUUCUGCUUCUUCAGAGAAGGAAAGGUCUAUUGAUUGGUGGGAUGAGCUUUCCAGGAAGAUGAAUGGUCUUCAAUCGCCAUCUAAGGGUCCGGAUAAGUUCAAAUCUGUUUUCAAAAUUUCCAGAAAAACCUUCAACUAUAUAUGUUCACUUGUGAAGGAAGAUAUGAUGGCUAAGCCAGGAAGUUUUACAUUUUCAAAUGGUAAACCUGUGUCUUUCGAAGAUCAAGUGGCUGUAGCUUUAAGAAGGCUAAGCUCUGGUGAAUCGCUGGUGAUAGUUGGUGACUUGUUCGGGCUGCACCACUCAACCGUCUCACAACUGACAUGGCGCUUUGUGGAGGCCAUGGAAGAAAGGGGCCUUCACCACCUGCGAUGGCCUUCGACUGAAGAAGAAAUGAUGGAAAUAAAAUCCAAAUUCGAAAAGAUUCACGGUCUUCCCAAUUGCUGUGGUGUGAUUGACACUACUCACAUUAUGAUGUGUUUGCCUUCAUCGGACCCUGCAAGUAAAGUAUGGCUCGAUCACAAGAAGAAUCACAGCAUGGUCUUGCAGGCAAUUGUAGACCCUGAAAUGAGAUUCAGGGACAUAGUCACUGGCUGGCCAGGUAAAAUAGAUGACUGGUUGGUUUUUCAGAGUUCGAAUUUCUAUGAACUGUGUGAUAAAGGGGAGAGAUUGAAUGGGAAAAAUUUUAUGCUCCCCGAAGGAUCCGAAAUAAGGGAAUACAUAAUCGGAGAUGUAGGCUAUCCUCUACUACCCUAUCUCAUAAUACCGUACGAGGGGAAAGAACUACCCGAGUUAAGAGCUGAGUUCAAUAAAAGGCAUUCGGCAACCCGGCUAGUAGCACACAGGGCAUUGGCUAGGCUGAAGGAAAUGUGGAAGAUCAUCCAAGGGGUAAUGUGGAGACCUGACAAACAUAAGUUGCCAAGGAUCAUCCUGGUUUGCUGCUUGCUUCAUAACAUCGUUAUCGACUUGGAAGACGAUGUGCAGGAUGAAAUGCCAUUGUCUCAUGACCAUGAUUCUGGCUACCGCCAACGGGUUUGUGGGUCUGUUGACAUCAAAGGUGUACACCUGAGAGAUAAACUUUCUCUCUACUUGUCAGGGAAAUCACCACAAUAAUUGUUACCCCCAUUUCUGAUUCCUGAUACAAAGAUGUUUAAAUAUGGUCUUUCACAAACAUAGACAAUCAUUUCAUUGAAGAUGGCUUACUUUAUGUGUAAUUUAACAUUGUAAAAGCUAACAGUAUCAUUGCAUUUUUUUUUUUAAUACAAGGCUCCUCAAAUCAUAA
Messenger RNA from Gossypium raimondii (Peruvian cotton), 1594 nucleotides. RefSeq names its product protein ALP1-like. The record is from RefSeq and is a predicted model, not a curated record. Lineage: Eukaryota; Viridiplantae; Streptophyta; Magnoliopsida; Malvales; Malvaceae. Bases 253 to 1425 code for a protein of 390 amino acids. The transcript is spliced from 3 exons.